GGGUGUCCUCAGAGGUAACUACCUAAGUUUGCAUACUUCCUCACUGACAGAACACUCCUGCCAGUGCCUCCAGGCCAGGGUGGUGGUAUUGGUGGGAGGAGUAAGUAACCAAGUUUCACUUCCUUGCCUUGGAGACUCAGAGCCACAGCGGGCUGCUGUCUCACAGAGGGAGAGGGUGGCAGGAGCAGCCGAGUUGUCUCUCUCUGCCUCUGUGAAGGGCGCGAAUGGGCAGAGCAGAACUUCUAGAAGGGAAGAUGAGCACCCAGGAUCCCUCAGAUCUGUGGAGCAGAUCCGAUGGAGAAGCUGAGCUGCUGCAGGACUUGGGGUGGUAUCACGGCAACCUCACGCGCCAUGCUGCCGAAGCUCUUCUCCUCUCAAAUGGGUGUGACGGCAGCUACCUUCUGCGGGACAGCAAUGAGACCACUGGGCUGUACUCUCUCUCCGUUAGGGCCAAAGAUUCUGUUAAACACUUUCACGUUGAAUAUACUGGAUAUUCAUUUAAAUUUGGCUUUAAUGAAUUCUCAUCUUUGAAGGAUUUUGUCAAGCAUUUUGCAAAUCAGCCUUUGAUUGGAAGCGAGACAGGCACUCUGAUGGUUCUAAAACAUCCCUACCCAAGAAAAGUGGAAGAACCUUCCAUUUAUGAGUCUGUUCGGGUUCACACAGCAAUGCAGACAGGAAGAACAGAAAAUGACCUUGUGCCCACAGCACCUUCUCUGGGCACCAAAGAAGGUUACCUCACCAAACAGGGAGGCCUGGUCAAGACCUGGAAAACAAGAUGGUUUACUCUGCACAGGAAUGAACUGAAAUACUACAAAGACCAGAUGUCACCAGAACCAAUUCGGAUCCUAGACCUAACAGAAUGUUCAGCUGUACAAUUUGAUUAUUCACAAGAAAGAGUAAACUGUUUUUGUUUGGUAUUUCCAUUCAGGACAUUUUAUCUCUGUGCAAAGACCGGAGUAGAAGCUGAUGAGUGGAUCAAGAUAUUACGCUGGAAACUGUCACAAAUAAGAAAACAGCUCAACCGAGGGGAAGGUAUGAUCCGAUCUCGGUCGUUCAUCUUUGAAUAGAUCUUUCUUGCCAAAGACUGCUCUGGCCCAGGAGCAAGGUGGAAUGUUCCCUGAUGCUGUGAUGUGCAGCAGGCUUCAAAUGAAAACCAGCUAAGGAUUUUCCUUUAAAAACAAAUCAGAAGCAGUUGCUGAUUGGGACCCAUAUACCACGUUGCUGAUUCACGUUGCUGCCCCUCCAUGAUGUUGCCAUCUCCUUGAGAAUGCUGAAGCAAUCACCAUUCUGAUAGAAAGUGCUUAAACCACCACUCUUAGGUCUGCUCACUCGUAGAACACACAAUGGAGGAGGAAGGGUUUUUGUUUUCACUCAUUGUGGUCCCCAAGCCUAUUGACACUAGUUGCCUAGAGUCCCACUCUGAGUCAUGGUCAGCCUGUCUGACAUCCAGGUUGUGCUAUUAACCAGGAAGGAAACCGAUACUUAGAAGCUUAGAUGACUUCUGCAGGAUUUGUACUGAGACAGCAAACAUCAUAUAUUUUCAGGGAAGAGGUUUUUUUUUUUUAUUUUAUUUUAAUUUAAUUUUCCCUCUUUAUACAAAAAAAAAGAACAUUUCCAAAACUAAAAUGGAAAAUGCUUGUGGCAUUUAUUUUCUCUUUUUAAAAGGUUCAGAAAUUUGGUGAGUCCUUUGCUUCUAAUGAUAAAACUGUGAGAGCUAGAUGUCCUAUGGGCAAUUAAGUAGUGUAAUAAAGGUAAAUGAAGGUACAAUUUUUAAGGCAUUAUUUUCACCCUUUGGGGGUAAACGUUUUAAAGAGUGAGAAAGCAUAAAUUGAGGAAGGGUGAUAAAGCAGUAGGUAACUUUUAGUUUAAUAAUAGUUAUUGUCAUGAGGGUAAUCAUAAUAGACGCUUGUAAGCACUGAGCUAUCUUUAACCAUUUCUCCAAAUGGACCAAAAGACACUUCUCAAGGACAGUGUAUUUUAACAAUUCCUUUCCCAGAAUUAGUUGUAUAGGGUUGACCCAAGAGAUGUAAGAAAAAUCUUGCAUUGCUCCCUAAGCACCCCGGGCCUUACUAAAGAGCAACUUCUAUUUCCAGUUGGGGGAGUAACACUAAAGCUACAUGAAAUAUGUAAUAAUGAUAGGUAAUAAUAUGUUCCAAAGCUUUUUCAAACUAGAAUAAGGAGACAAACAGAAGAAUGAGAUACUGAUGUCCACAGUUCAUUGGUAGACUCUAACCCCUUCUGUUAUUUUUUUUUAAUACUAUUUUUGUUUAGAUAGAAGUUUCAAAGAAGAUAAAAACGCUUGAAGAGCCUGAGAGUAAAAAGAUUAUGAUGCAAAGUUAUCAUAUAAACUGCUCUUGCAGUCCAAAGGGAUACCUGGUUAAAGAAGUUUCUUAUUUAAACAUCUAAGACUCAGAAAUUACAUUAAAUUUUUGUAUAUUUCAACACCGUUUUAAAUGUAUUUUGUUAUGUUUGUAUUAUAUGGGAUAAAGCAAAUGUUGAGUUAAAAUGCAUUGUGUCAUUUGUAAAGUAAGAAGUUACUGGCCGGGCGUGGCGGCUCAAGCCUGUAAUCCCAGCACUUUGUGAGGCCAAGACAGGCAGACCACUUGAGGUCAGGAGUUCGAGACCAGUCUGGCCAACAUGAUGAAACCUUGUAUUUACUAAAAAUACAAAAAUUAGCUGGGCACGGUGGCAGGUGCCUGUAAUCCCAGAUACUCAGGAGGCUGAGGCAGGAGAAUUGCUUGAACCCAGGAGGUGGAGGUUGCAGUGAACCAAUAUCGUGGCACUGCACUCCAGCCUGGGUGACAAAGUGAGACUCCGUCUCAAAAACAACAACAACAACAAACAAACCAGAAGUUACAAAUGAAUCCUCAAGGAUGUGUAUGGUUCUAUGUUUGUUUUCUUAGAAACAAAUGUGUUUCUUUGUGUGUAAUACUGUGUUUUACUAUGUUUACCUUUUAUAAAACAUAACCUGUUUAUUUAUAUUCUUUGACUCUGUUUAUUAAAAAGAGCAUGAUUUUGCUGUGUAUGUACUAUUUUGCUAUUAAAUAUAUUUUAAUAUUUGUAACUUGAAA
Macaca mulatta (Rhesus monkey) is the source of this 3071-nucleotide messenger RNA. It is a transcript of the gene DAPP1, whose product is annotated as dual adaptor of phosphotyrosine and 3-phosphoinositides 1. The record is from RefSeq and is a predicted model, not a curated record. Lineage: Eukaryota; Metazoa; Chordata; Mammalia; Primates; Cercopithecidae.